Molecule: messenger RNA, 1062 nt
Organism: Peronospora farinosa
Lineage: Eukaryota; Oomycota; Peronosporomycetes; Peronosporales; Peronosporaceae
Source: the annotation of a GenBank genome assembly
AUGGGCGAGCUCCACGGCAAGAAAACCGUCGUCCCAUUGCGAAGUACCGAGAGUAAAAUCGCCAUCUGUAUUAUCGGCUGGUACAUGACCAGUCUCUUGACGCUCUGGACCAAUCGCUACGUAGUGGCCAAGCUGCGUGUGGACUCAAACUUGCUCUCGCUUACCCAAUUAAGUAUGUCAGUUGCUGGAGGACUGAGCUCGGAGCUCUACCUGGUGGGAUGGACAAUAUGCAAGCGCGGCUUGCGCCAGGUGCUGGACAAUGGACUUAAAGACAUGGUACUGCUCGCUGGUGUGCGCGUCCUUACAGUGCUGCUUGGACUUACUGCGCUCAAGUACAUUGCCGUCUCCUUUACACAAACGAUCAAGUCAUCCGCGCCAUUCUUCACCGUUUUGUUGACCUACUUUUUGCUGGGUCAACGCACGACGUGGAAAGUCAAUUUUUCACUUCUUCCAAUCGUGACGGGACUGAUCUUCUGUAGUCUUUCGGAUAGUUCCUUCCACGUCAUCGGGUUUCUUGCAGCGCUUAUGUCCAAUUGCGUCGACUGCAUCCAAAACGUCUUGACCAAGAGACUUCUCAAUCGCUCAUACUCGACCUCGCAAUUGCAGCUCUAUACUAGCCUGAUCGCAGUGGUCAUGCAGCUUGUGUUCAUUGUCUACAACUGGCUGGCGACUCCGCCUGAUCCAAUUCGUGAAUCCAACGAGACCAAUUGCUCUGCAGCUUUUGUUUUUCUUGUGCUAGUCCUGGACGGCACGUCCUUCUAUAUCCAGAGCGCAUUUGCAUACGCGCUCAUGAGUAUGGUGUCGCCAGUAACACACAGUGUAGUUAAUUGCGUCAAGCGAGCCGUGCUUAUUUUGCUGUCCAUUUAUCACUAUGGAGAGAAUGUGACCCCACUCAACUGGAGCGGAAUGGUUCUCGUAAUCAUCGGCGUUUACGGCUUUAACGCGGCUUCACGAAUUGAGCGCGAAAAAGUGGUGGCCAAGGGUAUAAUUGCCGCUUCAGCUAUUGUCGAGACUAGUACAAUUAACGCAUUAUCCGAGAUUCGGAUCGACGGUAAACGAUGA